GCCAGCCUACAGGUUGUCAUGGUAACCAGUAGAUAUAUCGUCUGCUAGAAGGCUAGUAAUAUAAUAGUAAUAUUAUAUUAAUAUAAAAAACAUAAAUAAUCAUGAGAUUCUGUUAGCAAAUUUAUCUGGAUUCAUUUAAUUAUUUAUGUUUGGAAAUUCUGAUUAUUAGGGAUCUUCCAACUAAUAAAUAAGCAAUUGAUUGAAUAUGGAACAGAACAAACAAAUUCAACCUAUCAUUGUUACAUUAGAGGCAGUGAAGCCAAAUUUAAUUCCAUAUUUACCAGAAAAUGAUGUAUUUAACAAGGAGCAAGAAACAUCGAUAAGAAAAUAUUUACAGUCCUUUUUGUCAAAUACAGGUCAUGGUUUAGACGAUGUGGGAACUAGAAAAUUAAUCUACGAGAUUGCCGUAUUAAAUAAUUUACCAAUUCCUCCUUCAUGGAAACAAAUAGAAAUGGCGUCGCGCGAUUGGCUUUUAGGAUAUCAAUUACGACAACAUUCUUUAGUGACGAUUGAAUAAACUAUUUUUUAAGUAGAAAAUUUUAAACGUAAAUAUUUUUCUUAAUUUAUCGCUUUUCAAUUCUAAAUUUUAAUCACGUCGUUGAGUAAAAAAAAUUGUGUUUUUGUGGGUAUAAUUGAAGGGUAGAAUGACAAAAGGGGUCAAGCGCCAAUUUAUCGAAAAUGAGGUUUUUGCAUAAAAAAAUCAAGAAAAUUCAUUUACACAUUUCUGUAGAAGGAUUUCCUUUUUUAUUGCGUAUUUAAAUCAGUUUUUCAUAAAAAUUAAAUUAAUAAAAUAGCCUCAAAUUUACUUUAUUGCAACCUGAUUGAAAAACAAAAGAAAGUGGGGAGUCAAUAAUAUUAUCAAAAUAAAAAAAAAUAUUAUUUUUUUAGGUUUUAUUUUAAUAUUUUAUUUUAAUUUUAUUUUAAUAAUAUUUUAAUUAAUAAAAUUAAUAAUAAUAAUAAUGUAUUUUCAAUUUUAAACAAUUUUAAAAUCAUUUUGUUAUUAAUUUUUAAAUAUUUUUAUGGUUAUACUAAAUGAACAAUUGAAUUUAAAGAUGAAAGUAUUGCUCAAUUCCAAAGCAAGCAAUUAAUUCUUAAUUUUCUUGAAAACAAACAAUUUUUUAAAGGAAUUUUUUUUUCUAUUCUUUUCGUCGAUUCCAUAGAAAGAAACUAAUUUUCCAGUUUUUCUUUAAACUGUAUAUUUUUUUUAUAAUUAAUGUUUAAAGAAAAUGUGCGCAGUUGAUAUAACCUCAAGGAACCACAGUUUUUUUUAAUUUUAUCGUUAAUAUGUAGGUUUAUUUCAACAAAUUGUUGUUUAUUUAUUAAAACAUACUAAUAUAUCGAAACGGUUUUCUCAGUUUUUUUUUAAAUGACCUGCAAAAUUUUUAAAAAUGUUUUUUUUACUUCCUGUAAAAACAGUGAAUUGGCGCUUGACCCCUUUUGUCAUUCUACCCUUCAAUUAUACCUCGUAUUUUCAAAAUUCAAAAUGGCGGAUCCAAUAUGGCGGACGCCUUUUGUAAAAAUGAUCAAUUUGCCUUAAAACAAGUUUCACAGUGAAUAUAAUCAAUUUUACAAAAGUCGUCUGACAUAUUGGAUCUGCCAUUUUGAAUUUUGAAAAUCUGACCUCAGAUU
Leptopilina boulardi is the source of this 1629-nucleotide messenger RNA. RefSeq lists its product as uncharacterized. The transcript has 2 exons. Lineage: Eukaryota; Metazoa; Arthropoda; Insecta; Hymenoptera; Figitidae. The coding region runs from base 206 to 517 and encodes 103 amino acids. The record is from RefSeq and is a predicted model, not a curated record.